ACGCGGUGGCAGCAACACCGCGCUCCAACCCUCUGACCCCUUCAAAGUAACCCCCCUUUUGGCCCUGUGGUGCACGCUGGGAUACCGCGGGUUGCCUCACGAUGCGCAUGUUACCGCCCCUCAUGAAGAACAUUCCAGAAGCCAGCAGAUCACCCGUCAGAAGAACUUGUUAGUUUGACCUCGUCUGCUCCUCCGAUUACCUCCGGGCAACGUAUGAACAAAUGUACAUGUUUGGGAUGCUGGUCGGAGCCCCUCUUGCUGGCAUUCUCAGCGACAGGUUCGGGCGCAAGACAGUGUUUUCUGUGGGGAUCGUCUCGUACCUCGUCCUGUCCAUCGCCUCUUGUUGGCUGCCGAGCUUCACGGCCAUCCUCGCCUCGCGUUUUUUCCUGGGAUUCCUUCAUCCAGCCGGUCUGCAGGUUGCCUACGUCUUAGCCAUGGAGGUGUGUGAGUCUCGGUACAGGUCGAUCGUGGGUGUUCUCCUUGCCUUACCCUGGGCGCUGGGCACCAUCGCCUGGGGUAUCUGGGCACACCUUCUGCGAGACUGGAAGUGGUUGCAGUUAGCCGUCUCCCUCCCAGGCUUGAUUCUCCUGCCGGUUUUGUGGUUUUUGGACGAGUCUCCCCGCUGGCUCGUGAUCCGAGGCCAGUUCGACAGAGCGCAGAAGAUCCUCGAAAAGGCGGCUCACUGGAACGACGUCCAGCUUCCUCCUGCGGGACAGCUGGAGCGUCUCAUGAGGAAUAUUCAGAAGGAGACCAUUUUGGCCAAGGAAGAAAUUAUGGCGGACCACGAAGGCGCUGUUCCUCUGCGGCGGAAAAUGUGGCUGUUCGGACUCAAAAUAUUUGUUCUAUUUAGGUAAGGAAUUUCAUACGAAGAAUCUGUUUUUUUUUUGCG
Molecule: messenger RNA, 889 nt
Organism: Penaeus vannamei (Pacific white shrimp)
Lineage: Eukaryota; Metazoa; Arthropoda; Malacostraca; Decapoda; Penaeidae
Source: RefSeq, a predicted model, not a curated record